UCCUUCAAACACAACUAAAUACUUUUUUUAUAAAUACUUUCUUUUCAAAUAAAUAUCUAACAAAUACCUUUUUUCACACGCAAAUAAAUACCUUUUUUUUACACUAAUUUCUUUUCACGCGCAAGUAAAUACUAAGACGGAAAAAAAAGAUAUAUCAACAUCAAGAACUGUAUUUACUGCCUUUGGACAAACAUAUGUACGUAUUGUGGUUCUUGCCAAAUUUGGUACCUACUAGCUCGUAUAGGAAGUAAUGAAUACUCAAAAUACUGCUGAACUUACCGCUCUGGAAAACUCUUCUCUUGAAGCCUCUAUUCACGCUCCAGCUUCUGGUUCCGUUUCUUCUCAUUCUCCUGCGGAUCUCUCUUCUACUAUUAGAGCUCCUUCGAUCGUGGACAAGCUAACACUAAACGAGGCUAGGGGUUUAUGUGCUCGUAGUGAUCCCCAAGCUGAUCCAUAUGGAAGGGAAGGCCAGGUUCCCGUUGGAAAUGACACAUAUCUCCUAUGCCAUGUCACUUACUUAGUAAUUGUUAUUGAAUACUAUAUGAGUUCAUUUACCAUAGAUCCUAUGAUGGCCACAUGGGUGUCCUGGGGUGUCUUAACGUUGGCACCAGGUGAAAUUCUUACUUCUUAUGCAAUUAUGGCUAUUAAUCAGAGUAAUUCUGAAGGGCAGUUGAAGAUGUGAACUGGGAUAUAGAUUUUUUUACUCCCAUAGACAAAUAGAACUUUUCAAUUAUAGAGUUUUUCUUCUCUUUUUUUUUUUCUUUUUAUUCUUGUUUUUUUCUUUUUUCCUUUUAAUUAUAGAUGUAACUAUUUUUUCUUUUUCGUUUCUCAUUCUGUUUGAGGUUACAUUUAAUAUCGACUUAGUAAUAUU
Rhizophagus irregularis DAOM 181602=DAOM 197198 is the source of this 871-nucleotide messenger RNA. Lineage: Eukaryota; Fungi; Glomeromycota; Glomeromycetes; Glomerales; Glomeraceae. The record is from RefSeq and is a predicted model, not a curated record.